Messenger RNA from Leguminivora glycinivorella, 1538 nucleotides. RefSeq lists its product as uncharacterized. The transcript has 3 exons. The coding region runs from base 156 to 1538 and encodes 460 amino acids. NCBI's taxonomy places the organism in Eukaryota, Metazoa, Arthropoda, Insecta, Lepidoptera, Tortricidae. The record is from RefSeq and is a predicted model, not a curated record.
GUAUACAAAAGUAUUAAGAGAUAACAAUAGCUUUUGUUAUCUUUCCUAGUUACGAGUUAAGUAGCUCCAUUUUUCUUUGUAAAAGAUUAUUUUGUAUUAUACCCAAUUACAACACGUUAUAAUUAGGUGAAUCCCUGGUGUUAUCUUUCCUGUUAAUGAGUAAAGACCAUUUCGCUGUAAAAGAUUAUCUUGCAUUGUAUCGCAAUACAACACGUUUUAAUUUUGAUAAUUUUUAUAUGGAAAGGUUGUUGUCCCCACUUUUAAAAAUAUAUACCCUUAUACCUGUUCUUAACUAUUUAAGUGAAAGACCUUCUUGUACGAUACCUCAUUUCAUAAUGGACUCUCUGAGCUGUGAUGUCUAUGACCCUGAACUUAUGAGACUCUGUGAAGAAAUAGAAGAAGAUGAAGAACUAUGUGAGGCUGCCCAACUUGUCAGUCAACUUCAUCGAGAGGCAUCUUCUCAAAUAGGACGUGGUAUUAAGAGGACCGCUGCAGUUUUGGAUGUGGAAAAAGUCGUAACAAAGAAACCUCGCCACACCCCAGCACCUUCUGAACCUGUAGCAUCGACCUCAUCCGCUGCACCAGCACCUGCCCCUGUAGCAUCGAGCUCAUCCGCUGCACCAGCACCUGCCCCUGUAGCAUCGAGCUCAUCCGCUGCACCAGCACCUGCCCCUGUAGCAUCGAGCUCAUCCGCUGCACCAGCACCUGCCCCUGUAGCAUCGACCUCAUCCGCACCAGCACCUAAUAUUACUGUGAGUACAAAUAAUAAUGAUGAAAUCAAAUGUUCUGUGUGCAAUAAGUUUGUUUCUAAAAGAUAUUACCAAAACCAUUUGAGGAGUAAUAUUCACAAAAAUAAUGUUUUAAAGGCAGAUCUUGAAUGUGAUAACGUAAAGUUAAUAGAAAACGCUUUUAAGAAUAGGGUGGCUACCUACAGAGUUCUAUUCGAGGAAAAUAUUCAUCAACCAUAUGUUCCCGAGGUGAUUUUACAAGAUAACAAACGUAAGGUCUUCGCUUUAUUAGAUCGUUCCCUCGCUAAUCAUUUUGCGUUAAAAGUUAACUUUAUCCUUAAUGCAGAUUUCACUCAAGAGUGUAAACAUAUAAAUAACACUUUUGAUUUUCAAUUAAGUAACAAUAUAAUUGAUUCUGGUAGUAACAAAGAUGAUAUAUUCGAGAUAGUGGUUCAAGAUAUAUUAACUAAAUUAUCUAACUUUCAGAGAAAAGAUAGUGGGUGGAGUUUAGUUAAAUUCAACUACCUGGAUGUUAAUGUAAAUAAAUUUAAUCCGUUGUGUGGAUCAUCUUUUAUUGAACUGCCUCGGGAUAUUAAGAACAAAAAUGCGGUUAUCAAUGUUAAAAAUAGAGAUCAUGAAUGUUUUAAGUGGGCUAUUUUGUCAGGUUUAUAUCCACCCGCGAAUCAUCGUGCAAAUGAAACUAAUUCUUAUAAAGAACAUAAAAAUAAAUUAAAUUUUAAAAAUUUACCUUUCCCACUUAAGAUUGGGGAUAUCCACAAAUUCGAAAAUGUGAAUGAUAUAAGAAUCUAA